Messenger RNA from Spea bombifrons (plains spadefoot toad), 1512 nucleotides. Its product is annotated as carcinoembryonic antigen-related cell adhesion molecule 1-like. NCBI's taxonomy places the organism in Eukaryota, Metazoa, Chordata, Amphibia, Anura, Pelobatidae. Bases 59 to 1309 code for a protein of 416 amino acids. The record is from RefSeq and is a predicted model, not a curated record. The transcript is spliced from 8 exons.
UUGAAGUCAUCAAGCUUCCUCUUUAAUUUUUUUUUGUGUCUACUUCCAGAUCGUCUUUAUGGUGCAAAAAGCACAAGUCCUUCAAAUCAGCAGAAACAUACGGCUUUACAGCAUGAUCCGUAAGGGAUGGACGGUAUCGGGGGUCAUUGGACUGAAGGGCUGGCUGGUGACAGUUUUGUUGGGUCUGUGGAUGGAGCCGGUCGGUGGGAUCGAUAUCCAGCUGGUUCCUCAGUAUCCUGCGGUCGGUCAGUCGGUCACACUGAGUGUUACUGGAAUCACUGGGACCAUUCAGACCUUCAGCUGGUUUAACGGACAAACCAUAGAUGCUGAAAAUCAAAUUCUCAUAUAUUUCCUGAGUUCAGAUUCCUCCAAGACUAUAGGAACACAGUAUUUCUUUCGGGCCAGGGGGCUCCCUAAUGGAUCGUUACUGAUGACUGAUCUACUGGUCACAGACCGGGGUUAUUACACAGUCUCUGUACAGACGGCUCAGCUACAUCAAGCGUCUGUGAACCUGACUGUGUACGAGAAAGUCAGUAAACCUGUAAUCACAGCGUCCACCUCCCAGCCCAAGGAAAAUGACCCAGUUACCCUCACAUGUGACACGGUAAACGCAGAGAGUAUCCAGUGGGGGCGCCGCGGAGCCGGCCUACCCUCUGAUGUCCAGCAGUCCUCCGAUAACCGGAGCAUCACCUUCCCCCAAAUUAACCGCACAGAUACAGGGGGGUAUUACUGUGAGGCUGGAAACCCCAUCAGUAAGGAUUCUAGCGACACAUACACAGUCACAGUAAACUAUGGCCCCGAAGACUUGUCCGUUGCACUCUUACUAGAAUGCUCGGCAGAGUCCGUCCCUUUACCCACUUAUCGCUGGAUGCACAAUAAAACCGAUUUAAAUAUCAGCCAGAGCAUACUCCGUAUUGAGAACGUGACUGCGUUUACCCUGGGGGAAUAUACCUGUGCGGUUGAAAACUCAGUGACAGGCAGUACCCAUGCCAUCUCUGUAAAUGUAGUAGGGAGAGAAUGCUUUUGUGUUACGGAAUCACUUCAUGUAACCGGUGCUGUGAUAGCUGGAAUUGCUUCCGGGGCAGUACUGGGAGUCGUACUGAUAAUCAGCGCAUCUGUCUUUCUGUAUAAGAGAUUCCGAAGUCCGGUGAGAGAAGAACAGACAGGAUCGUCUGUUGACCGUCAAAACCCAUCUGCCGACUAUUACAACGUUGCUCUUGCUGGAAAGGUCAACAAAGUUAAAGAGGAUUCAUCUUAUAUGGAGCUACAGUUCAAAUCCCCAGACACGUACUGCGCUCUGCGGAGAUGACACAAGACGAUAAUCUGUUACGUUAUCCGGCUUUACUCGUAGUCAUAUCACCGAUUUGGGAUAUAUUCAGUGUUAUGGUGUAUGAUGCGCUGAUAUGGUAUCCGUCAUACAUGUUUCCAAGUAUUCAAUAUCAGUAUAUGAUUUAUUAAACUUUACAUUUUUGUAUCUGGUCCUGUAAAUAAAGCGUUUGCCGCCAUGCAUUU